Dermacentor silvarum is the source of this 1521-nucleotide messenger RNA. RefSeq lists its product as uncharacterized. The record is from RefSeq and is a predicted model, not a curated record. Bases 1 to 1521 code for a protein of 506 amino acids. The transcript has a single exon. Lineage: Eukaryota; Metazoa; Arthropoda; Arachnida; Ixodida; Ixodidae.
AUGGAAGACCUGGACGUUUCUCUACUCAACGAACCUGGAGUAGCCACAAGAAGAGGCAACAGCGUCUCCAGAGAUACAACACCAGACCUGUCCUGGCUUAGCGGAAUGCUGGAUAUCUCAUGGAAGUGUGAGGACCUGGACUUGGGAUCUGACCACACCAUAGCCACACUCACCAUACGGGGCCCAGACUUCCGGGCUAAGCUGGGAGCAGCUCGCAUAACGGACUGGGAUAAGAUGCGUGCAUACACACAACAAGACGGCGAAGACGCGGACGAAGGGGACCCACAUGAUACCUCGUACAAGACAUGGGCCAAGAAACAAAAGAAGAUCCGUGACAAAUUCACCCAAGAAAUUGCAACUACAACGAAGGUACCUUUCAUUGGCAGCAGGCUCGCUCACAUGUGGGCGGCCCGGCACUCGCUCACGAAGCGCUGGAAGAGGCAAAGGUGCAACAGGAAGCUUGCGCGUCGGAUAGCCGAGCUUAACAACGAAAUUUCGGAAUACGUGGCCAAGCUCAGCAAAGAGAACUGGCUGCAGGUAUGCGACGGCCUUCAGGGACAGCUGUUCGUGGGCAAGACAUGGAAACUGCUGAGGCACCUCAUAGACCCCGCAGGCAGCAAGACAGCAAGCAACCGGUUGCUGACAAAGGUCCUAAACACAUACGACGGAGACAGCGGCCGGCUUAUGAAGGCCCUAGAAGACCAAUAUUUUCAAGCGGAGCGAGGGCAACACCCGAUCUCGCAAGAAUACACAGGACCCAGCAAUGAAGACCUGGACAGGCUGUUCACGAUCCCCGAGAUGUGGACAGCAAUUGAUGAGAGCAACAAGAAAAGCGCUCCGGGGAGAGACGCCAUCACCUACAGGUUGCUCGCCAACAUGAGCGGUAGGACGGCACAAUCUUUGCUCGAACAUAUAAAUAAGGCUUGGGAAACCUCUCAACUCCCGCCGGAGUGGAAAGAGGCCGAGGUGCGAUUCAUUCCCAAACUGGGUAAGGCCCCCGCGAUCGAAAACAUGAGGCCAAUAUCGCUGACCUCCUGUAGUUGGCAAUGUGAUGGAGCAUAUGGUCUACGUUGCCUUCAGGAACACCUUGAGGUCUCUGACCAACUUCCGAAGACGAUGUUUGGGUUCCGCAAGCAUCUAUCAACACAGGACUUCAUGCUUCAGCUUCAAGAGCUGGUAAUCAAAAGAGCUAUGCGAAACAGCCCCAGGGCAAUCCUCGCCUUAGAUCUCAAAGGGGCAUUCGACGAUGUUACUCAUGCUAGUAUACUCACCAACCUCAAGGAGACGAGGUGCGGGAGGCGCACUUUCGGAUAUGUCAAAGACUUUCUGUCCUCCCACAAGGCACGAAUAUCAAUGGGUGAAGAGCGAUCAGAGCCCAUUGAAUUGGGGGAGCGGGGCACCCCACAGGGAGCAGUGUUAUCACCACUCCUGUUUAAUCUGACCUUACUGCCACUGCCACGAUUGCUAGACCAAAUCGAAGGAAUCGGACACGCAUUCUAUGCGGACGAUGUUACAAUAUGA